GCGGCCCCGAUCGGGAAGUGUCAACACCGAGCUGGGUUCCCCAGUCUUCGCCGCUGCCACCCUCAGCUGAUCCCGGACCCUCUAGCCAGGCCCGGGCCCAGCCGCCAUGACGAACGUGUACUCGUUGGAUGGGAUCCUGGUGUUUGGUUUGCUUUUUGUUUGCACCUGUGCUUACUUCAAGAAAGUACCUCGUCUCAAAACCUGGCUGCUAUCGGAGAAGAAGGGAGUUUGGGGUGUGUUUUACAAAGCCGCUGUGAUCGGAACCAGGCUGCACGCUGCCGUGGCAAUCGCCUGUGUUGUAAUGGCCUUUUACGUCCUGUUUGUAAAAUGAAUUCCAAAGCACCCAUCUCAUCAGCUGCCAACCAAGAGGAUGAGGGUGAAGAACCUGUCCGGGGCCUGGGCCCAGCGUAAGAGAGCUCAGCUAAAAUCAUCAAAGUCCCCAAGAUGACACCACAGCAUCUGCUCCUGCCAUAUGUGGGGAAAACUCCUCAUGGUUACAAACAUUAUUUAUGCUUCAGGGGACUUGAGGAAGCCAACUUCCUUUGAUCUGUGUGUGAAUCAGUUCUCAGCAGAGAGCAUAUAAUGUCCAGAUAAAUUACACCCCACGGUGAUAAGAUUACAUAUACCUCCUGCACAAAAACCUGUCACCUAUUUUGUUCUUCAGUCCCUCAUCAGGAGCUUUUCAAACAGAGACUCAUUAGGGAAGGACAUAGGCUGUGUUCACACCUCUUGGAAGGAGAGAGAAUUUUCAAGACUUGACUUUUCUUUUUCACUGUUUGAUUUGCAUUUGGCAAAUUGUUGGGGACAGGGUGGGUGGGUGGGUGGGAA
Molecule: messenger RNA, 828 nt
Organism: Hyaena hyaena (striped hyena)
Lineage: Eukaryota; Metazoa; Chordata; Mammalia; Carnivora; Hyaenidae
Gene: TMEM167B
Product: transmembrane protein 167B
Exons: 3
Coding region: 107-331 (74 amino acids)
Source: RefSeq, a predicted model, not a curated record